AUGGAUAAAAAGUCUUCCCAAGGUCUUGAUCGGGUCGAGCCCGUUAACCGUGCCCCCUCGGUCAGCAGAGGGUCUAUCAUCGAUGCUGACGACAGGCGUCUUCGCGCCCAGGGGCACAAAGCAGAACUCGAGAGAUCUUUCUCCUGGCUGGGUGCACUUUCUCUGGCAUACAGUAUCUCGAACUCGUGGCUCACAUACGCUUCGUCCUUCGGCCUCGUGCUCAUCUAUGGAGGCGGCAUCACUACUUUGUUUGCCCUCUUUAUCGCCGCUGCCGCUCAGUGGAUCGUCUUCCUCGGACUGGCUGAGCUAUGCUCUGCGUUUCCAUCUUCGGGUGGACAAUACCACUUUACAUACAUCGUCGCGUCGCCGAAAACUCGCAACUUUGGCGCCUUUGUCACAGGGUCGAUCAAUAUUCUUGCGUGGUGGAUCACCACAUGCUCUGGUCUGAUCUAUACGGCCAUUUCUGCCUUUGGAUGUGCGGCAGCUUGGUUUCCAGACUUUGCACAGCAGCGAUAUCAGGUCUACCUUUGCUACCUGGGCGUUACUCUUCUGUCGCUAAUUCCAAUUUACACGAUCAAGCAGCGACACCUCGACUUCAUGACCGAAUCGACUACGGGCUUCUCUCUUGUUGGAAUGGUACUUACCAUUGCAGUAUGCUUAGGCAUGGCUGAUGGAGAUUACGCUCCGGGCACAAUUAUACUCGAGAAUCGUGGCAUCAGCGGCUGGAAUACUGGGACAGGCUGGCUCCUCUCCAUUGCUGCUGCACUCUACUGUUUCGCCGCAAAUGGUGCUGUUACACAUAUCGCCGAGGAGCUACCUAACCCAGGUCGCAAGCUUCCCCAAGUCCUGAACAUGAGCAUGGUCAUGGGUAUAGUCAUUGUCACCCCUUGGACUGUUGCUAUGCUCUAUUCCAUCAAAGACUUGAACGCCGUCCAGAGUUCCUUUCUUCCUAGCUUUGAGGUCUUUUACCAGGCCACUGGUAGCAAAGCUGCUGCAACUGGCCUGCAAGCUCACCUCACGUUUCUUUACUAUACGUGCAUCCCAAGCCAGUGGGUUACGUGCAGUCGUAUCACCUGGGCAUUUGCUCGCGAUCAAGGACUUCCAUUCGCUGAAUAUUGGCAGCAUAUUGACCCAAAGCGCGGCAUUCCUUGGAGAACAACUCUUCUUUCAGCCGCAUUCUGCGCUCUCUACGGCUUGAUCUAUGUCGCAAGCACAACAGCCUUCAACUCAAUUAUCAAUGCAACCUGCCUUAUGCUGAACCUUUCAUACGUUAUCCCUCAGGGAGUCUUGCUCACCCAAGGUCGCGAUAAGUUGCCAAGGCGUGCCUUCAGUCUUGGUAAGCUCGGUUAUGCAGUGAACCUGUACUCGGUUGUGUUUAUGAUCGUGAUUGGUGUCGUGUUCUGUCUUCCGCAGACCAAUCCGACAACUGCCGGGUCUAUGAACUAUAACGCCCCCGUUGUUGUCGGUCUCUUCACGAUCGUUUGCCUCCUGUGGAUUGAACGGCGAUCCAAAUUCAAUGGCCCUCAAAUUGACUGGGACUUGCUCAACGAAGCCAACGAGGAGGACUGA
Fusarium musae is the source of this 1569-nucleotide messenger RNA. RefSeq lists its product as uncharacterized. Gene Ontology annotation, molecular function: transmembrane transporter activity. Gene Ontology annotation, biological process: transmembrane transport; amino acid transport. Bases 1 to 1569 code for a protein of 522 amino acids. The record is from RefSeq and is a predicted model, not a curated record. Gene Ontology annotation, cellular component: membrane. The transcript has 7 exons. Lineage: Eukaryota; Fungi; Ascomycota; Sordariomycetes; Hypocreales; Nectriaceae.